UUCUGCUCAUUUCAUAUUACAGAGACUAUCUCUUUCAAGCGUUUCAAAUCUGGUGUGACAGAGAUGUCGUACACGUACGUGGUAAGCGUCGCCACGGGAACUCAAGGCAGGUCAGGGACUGAUAAUUACAUCUUCAUAACACUGGUUGGAACUGAGGGGUGCAGCCCAAGGAUUGGGCUGGACAAACCUCUGUUCGAUGACUUUCAGAGGGGCUCGGUGGAUUCCUACCCGGUGGGGGUGCAAGAGAAUCUGGGUGAAAUUGUGUUGGUGAAGCUGGAGAAGAAAACGUAUUUGGCACAGGACCACUGGUACUGCAGGUACGUCUCGGUGAGGACUCCAGGCGAAGACAAUGUGGAGUUCCCGUGCUACCGUUGGCUGGUGGAUGACAAGGAAGUGGUGCUGAGGGAUGGGCGAGCUCACCUGCCUCAGGAUGAUAAGACGAGCCUGGUCAAGGAGCACAGACAAAACGAGCUGAAAAUGAGACAGAAAGCCUACAGAUGGAUGGCGUGGCAGCCAGGCUUUCCUAUGAGCAUAGAUGCAAAAAGACACCAAGACUUACCCCGGGACAUCCAGUUUGACAGUGAGAAGAAAAUGGAUUUCGUACUCAACUACAAUAAAGCAAUCCAGAACCUGUUCUUGAACCACUUCAUGAACAUGUUCCAGUCAUCCUGGAGUGACUUUGACAAUUUUAAGAAGAUCUUUUUGAGGAUCAAAAACGCAACCUCAGAGUACGUGAUGGAACACUGGAAAGAGGAUUUCGUGUUCAGCCACCAGUUCCUGAAUGGCUGCAAUCCUGUCCUCAUCCAGAAGAUCACCAAACUUCCAGACAAGUUUCCCGUCACCAAUGAGAUGGUCGCUGUCAGCCUGGAGAGAGAGUUGACUCUCGAACAGGAAGUUAAGGCAGGUAACAUCUACAUGGUGGACUAUGAAGUGUUAGAUGGCAUCAAAGCAAAUGAUACAGACCCCCGCACCCCGCAAUACAUGACAGCUCCCAUCUGCCUUCUGUACAAGAAUACACAGAAUGAGAUCCUGCCAAUAGCCAUACAGUUGGGUCAGACUCCAGGCGAGGACAACCCCAUCUUCCUGCCCACAGACGGUGAGUACGACUGGCUCCUCGCAAAGAUCUGGGUGCGCUCGUCCGACUUCCAGCACCACCAGACGGUCACGCACCUGCUCAGGACACAUCUGAUCUCAGAGAUGUUUGCUAUCGCCAUGUUCAGACAGCUCCCUGCAGUCCACCCCGUCUGGAAGUUACUCAUCCCACACGUCCGUUUCACCAUCGCUAUUAACACGAAGGCCAGAGAGCAGCUCAUCUGUGAACAUGGUCUCUUUGAUAAGGCAAAUGCUACAGGUGGAGGUGCUCAUGUGCAGCUGGUUCAGAAGACCAUGAAGACUCUGACCUUCAGGUCUCUCUGCUUCCCCGACAUGAUCAAAGCUCGCGGUAUGGAGAGCAAGGAGGCGCUCCCUACCUACUUCUACAGAGAUGACGGCUACAAGGUGUGGGAGGCCACCAAGAGCUUUGUGUCCGAUGUGAUCCGCAUUUACUACAGCAGCGAUGAGAAGGUGCAGGGAGAUGAAGAAAUCCAGGCCUUUGUUAAAGAUGUGUGCGACUUCGGUAUGAAAGACUUCAAACACUGUGAGUUCCCCAGGUCGCUUGAAUCCCGCGAGGAGCUGAUCGAAUACUUGACCAUCAUCAUGUUCACUGCUUCAGCCCAACACGCAGCUGUCAACUUUGGACAAUACGACUGGUAUUCCUGGAUUCCCAACGCUCCAUCCACCAUGCGGAAACCCCCGCCCACUCAAAAGGGUUUGGCAAAUAUAACCCUGAUCAUGGACAGCCUCCCGGAUCGAGGACGCUCCAGCUGGCACCUGGGGGCCGUCUGGGCCCUCAGCCAGUACCAGAAGAACGAGCUCUACCUGGGAACGUACCCUGACGAGUACUUCCUGGAGAAGCCGGUGAAAGCUUCUAUGGAGAAGUUCAAGAAGGAUCUGGCAGAGAUCAGCAGUGACAUCAAGACGAGGAACCAGGGACAGAGAUUGCCUUACUACAACAUGUUACCUGACAAGAUACCCAACAGUGUUGCUAUUUGAACACACACUGAACUGAAGGAUCUCCAAAGUGGAACAUUAUUGAUGUCAGAGUUUAUUUCAAAAUUAAUUCCUAGCAAUCAUUGAAGUCCACAAAUGUUUAUUUUUUUUUCUGCACAUACAAUGCUGAAACUCACUCACAUUACUAUUAUUGUGCAGUUUUUGGAACGUAACCUCGGCUGAAGACGUCAAAGGGAUACAAGGCACUCACCUGGACACGCCAUUUAAAGGCACAACACAUGAAUUUACAAUAGUAGUUACUAAACUUCAUAAAACCAUUUUAGUUUUUACAUUUAUUGUUUUUUUUGGGGUGGGGGUGGGGAAGAGUAUAUUAUCUUUACAGUGCUAUACUUGAUUAAAAACCACAAAAAUCAUUAAAAGCAUUUGAAUUUUUAUUUGGUUGUUCAUUAUAAUUCUACACAGUUUUUGUUCAAACAUGGGGAACAGAAAACACAAGAGUUUUAGUUUAAAAACAGGACUUUUUUUCUUUCUUUUUUUUAACUACACUAUUAUUCCAAAGUAAAGAUCACAGACAAACUUGUGGAAUGAUAUCAUAGAAAGGGCCAACAGUCAUCAUAGAUCUUCAAGUCCAGUCAGUAGUAAACAAAUGGCGCUUUAUGCACAUUCCAUUUCACCCUCCCUCCCUUGCCGACAUGACGAGUCGAAGCAGCAAAGUACAUGUAAAAACACAUCUUCCAUCUUUAUGUGCCAUGUCUCACGAAAGUGGAUAGUUAAAAAGGAAUGUUUACAUCUAAAGCUCGUGUCUCAAGACUUAAUGCGAGGAGCCAGCUCCCAUUAAAAAAAAAUAAAAAUAAAACCAAAAACAUUCUACAGCCUCGCAUCCACCUUAAGCCUGACUAUACAUUAAAGAAUCAGAUACAGCAUGUUAAAACACAUUUGAAUCAACAAUUCUUUAAAGAAUGUUAAUGAAAAACAUGGCAGAGGGGGAUGGGGAAUGUAGGUUUCUUAAAA
Molecule: messenger RNA, 3060 nt
Organism: Phycodurus eques (leafy seadragon)
Lineage: Eukaryota; Metazoa; Chordata; Actinopteri; Syngnathiformes; Syngnathidae
Product: polyunsaturated fatty acid 5-lipoxygenase-like
Exons: 14
Coding region: 64-2091 (675 amino acids)
Biological process (GO): lipid oxidation; linoleic acid metabolic process
Cellular component (GO): nuclear envelope
Molecular function (GO): arachidonate 5-lipoxygenase activity; protein binding; iron ion binding
Source: RefSeq, a predicted model, not a curated record